AUAUGGGUUUUAUUAUGGACAAACAACCUGAAGCCAACACUAUAAAUACUGGUGCCUUUCCUCUGUCAUUCUUCAAACCACCAUCAGUCAACUCAAUACCCUCACUUUAUUCCCUUGCUCUCUGUGCCAUGAUGCCAGACUCCUAUGUGUGCUCACUUUGUGACGAGGGGCUUCAGGACCCCGUCACCAUCCCCUGUGGAGAAACCUUCUGCCUGGAGUGCAUCAAAAACUACUGGGACCAGGCUGACCACGUUGGCAUCUACAGCUGCCCCCAGUGCCGGGCCACCUUCACUCCUCGGCCGGUCCUGCGCCGCAACGUGCCCAAUGUAGGACCCCAAGACUCUCCCUCACCUCUUCCAGAGCUCGCACCCUUUCCGUACCUCAAACGAGACGUCCUGUGUGAUUUCUGCACAGGCCGGAGGAACCGAGCUGUAAAAUCGUGCCUGGUGUGCCUAGCUUACUACUGUGAGACACACGUCAAGCCCCACUAUGAGUCGACUACCUUCAAGCGGCACAAGCUGGUGGAUGAGACAGGCCACCUGGAUCGCAAGAUCUGUCCCCAGCAUGAGAAAGGCCUGGAACUGUUCUGUCGCUCUGAUCAGAUGUGCAUCUGUGUGCUCUGCACGGUUAGAGAACACCGCAGUCACAACACUGUUAGUGCUGAGGAGGAGAGAGCUGAGAAGCAGAAACUGCUGGUAGUGACCCAGACUGAAGUCCAGCACAUUAUUCAGGAGCGAAUGAAGGAGCUUCAAGAGCUCAGACACAAUGUGGAGGUUCUUAAGGGUAAUGCUCACAGGGCCCAGGCGGCCAGUGACAAGAUCUUCAGUGAGAUGCUGCAGUCUGUGGAACGCUGGCAUGCUGAAAUCUGCCAGCUUAUUCAGGCCAACCUAAAGUCAGCCAUGGCACAGGCCCAAAGCUACGUGGAGCGCCUGGAGCAGGAGAUAAUGGAGCUUCAGCGGCGAGAUGCAGAGUUACGGCAGAUACUUGAUACUGAGGACAACAUACACUUUCUACAGAAUUUCCCAGCAUUGUCUGUAGCUCCGGAGCCCAUGGUGCCCAAAGUCUUGAUAAACCCAGAGUUCUCUUUUGGAGAGGUCACCAAAACCGCUACUGACAUGAAAGAACACCUGGAUGACAUCUGCAAAAAAGAAAUGAACAAUAUGUCUAAAAAAGUGAGUGACAUCCCAGUGUACAUAUUAAAUCCCAGGUCUGGAGGUCGUUUUAAAGCCCCUGGACGAGCUGAUCUCCAGGAGCCUAAAACCCGAGCAGACUUCCUCAAACAUGCAAUCAAACUGACCUUUGACCCCAACACGGCCUAUAAAGAGCUGGUUUUGUCUGAAGGGAACCGCAGGGUGGUCCGGAAGCGCACCACGCAGUUCUACCCGGAGCAUCCAGAGCGCUUCGACGGCUUCUGCCAGAUCCUCUGUGCUGAGCCUCUGAGUGAGUCCAGGUACUACUGGGAGGUGGAAUGGAGCGGAGAGUUCUCCAUCGGCGUCGCCUACAGCGGCAUCAGCCGCAAGGGCAAGAACUCCCACAGCCUUCUGGGAUAUAACGACCGCUCUUGGAGCCUGCUGUGUUCCGAGUCUGGAUAUUCUGCCUGGCACAACAAGACAGAAAAAGACUUGCCAAUCUCAGCCAGGACCACGCGAAUCGGGGUGUAUCUGGACUUUCCUGGGAACUCCUUGUCUUUCUACUCUGUCUCCGAGUCCAUGGAGCUCAUCUACAGAUUCCAGGCCAGGUUUUCUGAGCCACUGUAUGCCGGGUUUGGGGUCGGAGCCUGCGUGUCCCUGUGCUCAGUGGAGAAAAGCACACAAACAUACCACUGAAGAAAUGUUAACCUCUAAAAAUAUAAAGCUAUUGUAAUUUUUGCUAGAAAUGUAUUAUUAUGUAAUUACACAUAUAAUUAUGUAUUUCUUUUCACUGACUUGAUUUGUUUUAUAUAAGCAAAUUUCAAUCUGUGCAUCUGCCAUUCUUGCUUUUGUUCUAUGACUUCUAUGUAUUUUUUGAAAACUUAAAGACACCUUUCUUAAAAUU
This is a messenger RNA of Astyanax mexicanus (Mexican tetra), 2034 nucleotides long. RefSeq names its product finTRIM family, member 84 (gene ftr84). Gene Ontology annotation, molecular function: zinc ion binding; protein binding. The record is from RefSeq and is a predicted model, not a curated record. Lineage: Eukaryota; Metazoa; Chordata; Actinopteri; Characiformes; Acestrorhamphidae. The transcript is spliced from 8 exons. Bases 3 to 1826 code for a protein of 607 amino acids.